AUGUCAGAGUCAUUCUAUACCUCAUCCACAGCUGGGACAAUCCCCCCUGCCGCACCGAUCUCGCCACCGCCUCCAACAUCAGCGACCGGCGCAGUUGGCGCACCGCCUCCCCCUCCUCCGCCAAAACCCAUAUCUCAUCUCUCCCAAAGCACCAACCCCAGCAGGUCUGCAACACCAAUUCUGGCACCAACACCCACCACGGCUCCCGCCCCCCCAGCUCUGCCCGGCAAGGUAGACUCUCCCCGUCCACAACCACCACUACCCAUUGAACCGCACCAGACAAGCUCUCCCAUUCCCGGCCUCCAGUCAUCACAACAAUCAAUACCUCAAGAACCAUAUCAAGCAAUUCCCCCGCCGUCCAUUACUGAACGCUGGCUUCCACCAAACGUCUCCAAUAAACCUCUAAAUGAACUCCAUCCGCUGCUCAACAAGCCGUCCCUGGUUGCCUGCCUGGCCUCCCAACACCCCUCGUACGCCUCCUCGCUCAUUCCUCUAGAAAGGGCCAUCCAGCAAAACGUCCAACUCGCUCAACAGGUCGCUCAUCUGGAAAGUCAACUCCGUGCCCUGCGUGACGAGACUGCUCAGUUGCUUCUAAACCAUACGGGCGUGCAGACCCAGUGGCGCAGGAAACAGAGUGAAAUGGACGAUGCUUUAGCGCCCUGGGGCCCGAGACAGAUGUAUCAGCGGCUGGUCUCGAGUACUAAUGAGCAGGAGGCGGUGCUAAAGGCUAUGCAAGAGAGUUUCCUCGAGGGUGGGAACGAUGAUGAUGCAUAUUACGGAGGUGCGAACGGCGGGAAGGCGAGUGAGAAGGAGGUCACCGAAUGGGUCAGGAGGAUAAAAGAAGGUGCAACGAUAUUGGAAAAGAGAAGAGAAAUGCGAGCACGGUGGGAUGAAGGAAGAGUGGGCGGUUGGAGGUGA
Molecule: messenger RNA, 918 nt
Organism: Cladophialophora psammophila CBS 110553
Lineage: Eukaryota; Fungi; Ascomycota; Eurotiomycetes; Chaetothyriales; Herpotrichiellaceae
Exons: 1
Coding region: 1-918 (305 amino acids)
Biological process (GO): ubiquitin-dependent protein catabolic process via the multivesicular body sorting pathway; protein targeting to membrane; protein targeting to vacuole
Cellular component (GO): ESCRT I complex
Source: RefSeq, a predicted model, not a curated record